Messenger RNA from Knipowitschia caucasica, 513 nucleotides. The record is from the annotation of a GenBank genome assembly. NCBI's taxonomy places the organism in Eukaryota, Metazoa, Chordata, Actinopteri, Gobiiformes, Gobiidae.
AUGUCCUGGAGGACAUGGACGGCACACUUCAACUGUUGCCCCACCAACAAAGGUGGUUCUGUCCACCAGGAUCAGUAUCUGGACAUCAGGCAGAAUUCCUAUGUCAAGCUGGUCAUGCUUGCCCGCUUGGUAGUGCCGCCCCCUCCAUCUGUAGUGCUGGUCAUUAUCAGUCUUCAUCAGGACAGCCCACAUGUGACACUUGCCCACCAGGCAUGUUCUGUAACAUCAGCGGCCUGUCAGAGCCAUCUGGGUCCUGCAGACCAGGACAUUUUUGUUCCCGAGGAUCUAUUGAAUCAGCCCCUGUUCUUCGACCUCAUGGAGAUGUGUGUCCCAUUGGACAUUUCUGUCCAGAAGGCAGUGGGUCACCGAAGCCCUGUCCAAGAGGGAGCUUCCUUUCAGAGCCUGGAGCUGCAUCUUCCUCUGACUGCCACCUCUGCUCCCCGGGGAAAUAUUGUCUUGGUCCUGGAGCCUCACAGCCCAUGGGUCUGUGCUCUCCUGGUUUCUUCUGUGUAG